AUGUCUAAAAAAACAAUUGUUUUUGCUUUACUUAUUGUCUCGAUUGUUUUAUGUGUUAUAACUUUAGGUUUAUCACUUUCACAAAUUAAAGAUAAAUAUAAAAAUGCUAUUGCUUUGGGAGAUUGUAAUGAUGUACCUAAUCCAUUCAAGUUAGUUAGUAAAGAUAACGCUGGAUCAUAUAUUAUUUGUAAUUGGGCAAGCUCGAGAAGUGCUGUUAGAUUAUUAUACCUAUUUAUCUUUAUUAUUUUGUCUUCUUUGUCUCUUUUUUCAAUUGUUGGGAAAUCAAAGCAAUUAUUAUUUGUUUUAAGUAUAGCCCUAUUAGUUAUAGGUGCAUUUGGUAUCUUUAGUUUCGCCUAUGACGCCAAAGCAAUAACAGAUUCAAGAAAAUACUGUAAAUCUAUAAAGGACUUAGGAAAUGCUAAAUGUGUCUAUGACAACUUCAACGCAACCAUCACUUUUAAUAUAUUCACCGCUAUUUCAAUUAUUGCCACCGGUGUUUUUUCAGCUAUUUUUAGAAAUUCAAUGUUUGAAUAA
Molecule: messenger RNA, 534 nt
Organism: Dictyostelium purpureum
Lineage: Eukaryota; Evosea; Eumycetozoa; Dictyosteliales; Dictyosteliaceae
Exons: 3
Coding region: 1-534 (177 amino acids)
Source: RefSeq, a predicted model, not a curated record